Molecule: messenger RNA, 1629 nt
Organism: Rhagoletis zephyria (snowberry fruit fly)
Lineage: Eukaryota; Metazoa; Arthropoda; Insecta; Diptera; Tephritidae
Source: RefSeq, a predicted model, not a curated record
AUGACAGAGUACGACAAACGACAGUUAACAGUGUCUAUGUUUCCUUAUUUCAGCGACGCUCCACACGAAACACAGCUUACAGAUUUAAAUACUGCUUUGACAAACUUUUCUAUUCCUGAGUUUGCCGGUUUUGAUACUCCUUCUGUUUAUUCAAACCAAGUUUCCGGAACGCAGCAGUUUAGCAACCCAAAUGACAGUGGUUGCUUUUUCAGGCCAAUUUCAUCUUCCAAUGUUUCUAACAACUUUCUCUUGGAUCGUUCGCCUUACGAACAAGAUAUCACUGAACUGCUGCCGUUGGUGCCUUCCCUUGAGUUGCAAUCCUCGCAAGUUAAAAAAGAAGAGAUAACAACUUCUGGCUCAUUUUUCUAUUCUAAUUCUCAAGUGAUUAACAAUGAGUUCAAAUACGAUAAUGAUAAAGAAAACGAGAGUGCUUGCGCUAAUGUCAACAUUAGAAAAGAGAUCAUUGACAAAUUGCAAGCACUGUUGGCUGCUUUUGAAAACAAGAAACCAGACAAAGCAAGCCGCCAGAUUGUUUACAAGAAAAUGGAUAAACCUCAGCCGGCAAAGAAUAAUCAGUUCCUAAAUUUGCAAUCGCGUUCAAUGCAGUUUAUUGCUUCACAAAACGAAAUGGAGCAAAUUGGAAAGGCACUGCGCAAAUCAAACAAAACCUACAAAGAAGUUAUCCAGUCUCGAUCGCCCACUUUGGUGUCCUUCAAGAAGGGCGUCGGCCUGCUCUGCGACACCAAGAUGAAGUUCAAAGAGGUGACUGUGGAGAACAAAAUUGCCCUCUGCUUUCUCAUUCGCGUCAUUCUGGUGAACCUGCAGGCGGGCAAAACAAACACCGUCCGUGACAUCUACUAUCGCAACACGAAGAUUUUCAAAAAGGACAGCCACUUGGCGGCGUUGAUUAGCGACAUCUGCGCGACGCUGAACGUCAGCCGCAUUGAGCUGAACAUUCUCUCCUCUCCAAAGGGCGCCUUCUACGGCGACUUCGCCUACGUCGACAAGGUCACCGGCGUCUCGGUGGUGGGCAACAGCGUCCGUGGCGGUCAGAUGAUCCCGGAGUGGGCGCAUCGCCUGCAGGUGACCGCCUUCAGUGCCAAGUUCAUCCUGGUCAUUGAGAAGUACGCCACCUUCUUUCAGCUGCUCAACGAUAACAUCCCCGAGACGCUGCAGUGCAUCAUGAUCACUGGCUGCGGCUAUCCAGACGUUCGCACCCGAACGUUUCUCCAACGACUUUGGCUGACGGUGAAGCUGCCGGUGAUGGGCCUGGUCGAUGGUGACGCCUAUGGCGUGGACAUUCUCUGCAACUACCGCUACGGCUCCGUGAGGAUGGCUUUCGAGAGCCUGCACCUGACCGUUCCGGAGAUCAAGUGGCUGGGCAUCACUCCGGAGGACAUUGCCGAGUUCAAGCUGCAGGGCACCUACUUCACGGACAGCGAGAUGGCUCGUUUUGAGUCGAUGAAGAAGCGCGCCUACAUGCUCGACGGCAAUCCGUGGUUGGGGCAGAUUGAACGCCUGCAGAAACAGGGCGUCAAGGUGGAGAUUCAGGCGCUGUGCGACUACGCCCCGGACUUUCUCGCCAAAAUGUACCUGCCCUACAAAAUUCGAUUUGGAAAAUGGAUUUAA